AUGUUGUUUAAAUGGUUGUUCUUAAGCAUUCUCUUUGCUUUCAAUGAAUCAAAACGUGUUCUAAAACAUGCCGAUGAAUACAGAAAUUUCUAUUGUCGGACUCCAAACAUCAAUUUCCAAGAGAAUAUGAAGAUCUACAUUGCUAAUCAAAUCAAAUAUUUCCCAAACAGCUUACAUUCAAGAACGGAAAUGGUCGCUGAAACGGUUUGCGAUGAAUUCUUCCUGCACUUCAUGUCGGCCGACCCCGUUUCAUUGGUUUCACAGCUUGAGACUGCUCAUGUUUUUCUUCAUCAAUUCAUGGACAGCAUAAGUAAGAAAGUUACAUUCAAGCAGACGGAUAUCAGCUUCCUACAACAAUCACUUCGGCAAAUUCCGCGAACGUUCGAUCAUAAGCAGGCUGGAUCCAUCUUCCGCACUCCUGCAGCAUCAACCAUCAUUGUGCAUGAGAAUGUGGUUAACAAAUGUGUUCCUUACUUCAAAGCAAAGAGCGAAGUAUCAGUCAAUUGGGCAGGAAUUGAUGUGUUAGAGCUUGAUUACAUACGAGAUGACUAUGAUGUCGAUUCAACUUCACCUAUCAGCUAUUACCUCACAAUUCUAAGCAGUUUUCUCUGUUUAAGGAUGUAUUUUUAA
Auanema sp. JU1783 is the source of this 630-nucleotide messenger RNA. Lineage: Eukaryota; Metazoa; Nematoda; Chromadorea; Rhabditida; Rhabditidae. The record is from the annotation of a GenBank genome assembly.